Bacidia gigantensis is the source of this 2430-nucleotide messenger RNA. RefSeq lists its product as uncharacterized. Bases 1 to 2430 code for a protein of 809 amino acids. The transcript has 5 exons. Lineage: Eukaryota; Fungi; Ascomycota; Lecanoromycetes; Lecanorales; Ramalinaceae. The record is from RefSeq and is a predicted model, not a curated record.
AUGUUUUUCAUCACAAUCCUUGCUUUGAUCAGCUUGAUCACCUCGCCAACCCUGGCAUUCAAGUCUGCGUAUCUGCUAAACGCGACCUUACAAGAGGAUAAGAAACCUGGCGCUUUCCCGAAAGGUCCCUCGGCUCUUUUCCAAAAUUCAUCAGCGGACACUGUGUACAAAAUUUGCAACGAACCAGACAGCUAUUUCAAGGUAAAUGCUCAGCGGAUCGAGGAAUCGAACGUCACUGCCUGGUUCACUGAAUGGGAUCGGAAUAUCAAUAGAACUACUGAUGCAUACCGAGAUGCUGCAAAUCAUUGGGACUAUUUCAUGCAGUACUUUCUGUAUCUUCUUGAGCCUGCUAGAUGUGACUUCGGAGAUGCAGGAUGCCAGAUGCCAGACUGCGAUCAUAUCUACACUACGAUUGCACAUCAGGGAGGCGAUAGAGACCUUGCAAGGAGAGUCUUCUUCGUCACAGUAUCCGUGAAGAAUGCACGCGAUUUUGUUGUGGCAAUUCAUAAAGCCACAGGACAACUUGAUAGCAUCAUGUCCCACACAAACGCUCAGGUCGCAGAAACCUUCCGAUGGCUUCCGGAUUUAGCUGCCCAAAAAAAAUGUGAGAUGAAGGCCGCUUGGGCAAAAUUUGGCAUGGUCAUGGGUAUAGCCUUGAGUGCGGGCGCAUUCGAAUUCGCGUUACCCGUCAUGGAAGUAGGGGAAGUCGGCGCGCAAGUUGCGAGUGCUGCAUCCGCUGGAGUACCGCUGGCUGUGGAUGUCGCCGACACAGCAACUAAGGAAAAGCGUCAUCUCGACGCCAGCGGUCACGACAAGGCCAAGACAGAGGGAGUCAAUCUAGACAACGAUGAGGGAAGACAAACAGACAAAGACGACGGUGACGAUGGUCAUGAGAAUGAUCCAAAACCCGAGCCUCACCCAGGUCCCGAGCCUCACCCAAACCCCGAGCCUCACCCACACCCCGAGCCUGAGCCUCACCCACACCCCGAGCCCCGUCCCCACCCGGAGCCUGAGCCUCCAGGCCCUAAGCCGAAACCGCGGCCAAACAAGAUGAAACAGAGAUUCCAGCAGAAAGGGAAAGGUCUCCUGACUGGUGUAGGAACAUCACUCGCAAACAAUUUGAUUACGCUUGGUUUCGGCGCCGAUCUCGCAAGUGCAAUCUGUAAAGAACCAACUCCUCCUGACGACCUAGAAGAGAAUAUCGCGAAAUUCCUGGACGGAUAUAUUUCAAAAGGGAUCGAAAAGCUCCAAAAGAGCUAUGAGGACUCGUGGGGGGCGGUAAUUCAUGGACAAGGGAGUGGAGAGAAUGAUACACUUGAUGAUUCUGGGACUAGACUUGCUCAAGUCAUUAAAAACGGCGAGUUCUUCAUUCUUUCCGAGGAAAUGACAAUCCUUCUCUACGAGAAAGAGAUCGAGAUCAAACAUAUGCUCGAAAGGAUCAUUGUCUGGCAAGCAAUCAUUGCUGCUUUGAGUUCACAAGGCUGUCACAUUCAUUGUAGUGACAAAAAGUUCAACAAUAUAGACGGCAAGAUUGCGGACUCCAGGUGGUACCCCGAACCGGGCAUUGGCUGCCAGCAUCAGUGUUGGCGAGAUUCGGUCAAGACAAAGAACCAAGAGCUUUACGGGAUGGAUGCACUGAAAGACAACAAUAAUCAAUUCAACUACACGCUUGCGGAUAUUCGAAACAUCUCAUUUGAUACGUGGCAACGAGAGCGCUACAAUCCCACCGAGGAUGCUACUAUGGGAACAACUAUGAUGGAUCUCUUACCACAAGACCCGGUACAGUCAACGCGUUAUGGCGGCCUGGGAGUCUGCAUGUCCCACAUAGCUCCCGACGACUUCACCCAGAAACACAACAGUGACAAAGUCUUACCAUGCUACUGUGGGGAUGAAUACGGGAAUGAGACACUGCAAUUCCUCGACUCGAUGAACAUCCAAGGGUGGGUGAACUAUAGUCCCGAUAGAAAUGACUCUGGAAUUGGCGUGUCCGAGGCUUGCCAAACGACGUUCAAUCACGACCACACGAAUCCAUUGCAGGCAUUUCUUGCACAUUGCAAGCUCGAAAAUCAUUAUCCAAGAAACGACGACCCAGGGCCAAGAGAAAGACCUCUCAUGUUUGCCCGAGAACCGGACCCGCAAUGCCCAGAUAUAGAACUCGCGUUUCGCACCAACCGGAUUCUGGAUCAUGACCUUCACAACGCAACUUGUUACGCAUGUUUUGUAAGUGAAGCUGGAGUAAAGCUAAAGAUUCACCAAUGCGAAUUUUGGUCGGACGAUGAUUAUACUUUCGCCAACGCUUGUCAUAUGUAUAAUGAUCAGCACCCAUGCUUCGUUGAUGGCCAGAAGGUCGUCGAUCACUGGGGAAAAUCGGCCAAGCCUGCAGUGAAAGUCAAGGGGUCAGACGACCAAUCCGAUAUGGGUGACGACUAG